This is a messenger RNA of Blastomyces gilchristii SLH14081, 1449 nucleotides long. RefSeq lists its product as uncharacterized. NCBI's taxonomy places the organism in Eukaryota, Fungi, Ascomycota, Eurotiomycetes, Onygenales, Ajellomycetaceae. Gene Ontology annotation, biological process: transmembrane transport. Gene Ontology annotation, cellular component: membrane. The transcript is spliced from 7 exons. Bases 1 to 1449 code for a protein of 482 amino acids. Gene Ontology annotation, molecular function: transmembrane transporter activity. The record is from RefSeq and is a predicted model, not a curated record.
AUGGCCAACACCAAAUAUGACGAGAAGGACGCUGUUGUCUCCGCAGACACCAGCAAGGAGACAAUGGACCACAACGAAUCUUUCCCCGAGAAAGGCGUGGCUGUCAAUCGCGACUAUGCCGGUGCCGCUGAAAAGACAGAUCCAGAGGAAAUCCGUCUGGUCCGCAAGCUGGAUUUUAGAAUCAUGCCAAUGCUGGUCUUUAUGUACUUCCUCAACUAUAUCGACCGCAACACGCUUGCCCAGGCACGCCUAGACGAUCUCGAGAAGGAACUGGGCAUGGAGGGCGAAUACCAAUUCAACACCACCAUUUCCAUCCUCUUCGUCGGCUACGUUCUCAUGCAGAUCCCCAGCAAUAUGCUGAUUACCCGUGUCAGACCGAGUAUCUAUAUGAGCUCGUGGAUGGUUGUUUGGUCAAUUGUGUCAGCUUGUACGGCCUUGGUCAAAUCCUACUCUGGUAUGGUGGUGUGCCGUUUCUUGCUUGGGGUAACUGAGGCACCAUUUUACCCGGGAGCGACAUAUCUUCUGGCCAUAUUUUAUACUCGCAAAGAGGUUGCCGCUCGAAUCGCCGUUUUAUAUUGCGCACAGAUUCUUGCAACAGGAUUUGCCGGUUUAAUUGCUGCAGGUGUAUUCAAGGGUCUGGAUGACGCAAGAGGCAUCUCGGGCUGGAGAUGGCUAUUCAUUAUCGAAGGAUGCGCGACCACUGUAGUAGCACUAGGAGGCUUCUUCUUUUUACCAGAUACCCCCAGCACGACCCGAUGGCUCACCGCACGCGAACGUGAACUCGCGCACGAUCGAGUCGAAAAGGACACAAUGGGCGAGGGCAACUCACAGAAGAUCCCUGUCAUGGAAGGCCUGCGACAAGCGGCCAGGGACAAGCGCACAUGGAUCUUCUGCCUCAUGCAGAAUUUCCACCUGGCAGCCUGCUGCUUCAACAGCUUUUUCCCAACUGUCAUCAAAACCCUCGGCUACCCCAAAACCGAAACCCUCCUCCUCACCUGCCCGCCCUUCAUCUUCGCCGCCGCCGGCGCCAUCUUCAUGGGCUGGAGCUCCGGCCGCCACCACGAGCGCACCUGGCACAUCACCGGCGGCCUCGGCGUGGCCAUGGUCGGCUUCAUCAUCGCCUCGUCCACGCUCAACACCGCCGGCCGCUACAUCGCCUGCUUCAUCUUCCCCGUCGGCGCCUACUCGGUCAACUCGGUGAUAAUCGGCUGGGUGUCGUCGACGCUGUCGCAGACACGCGAGAAGCGGGCGGUGGUGCUUGCGAUGCACAACGUUGCGGGCCAGAUUGGGUACAUCUACGGCGCAUAUGUGUGGCCGAAUUACGAUAAGCCGAGGUUUGCGAUUGGGGCGAUUGUGUGUGCGUGGUGGAUGCGGACGUUGUUGAAGAGGGAGAAUCGGAGGUUGAAGGAGGCGGCUGGGGGGGAGAUUGUGAAUUAUUAUGGGUAUUGA